This is a messenger RNA of Patella vulgata (common limpet), 3450 nucleotides long. Its product is annotated as somatostatin receptor type 4. Gene Ontology annotation, biological process: G protein-coupled receptor signaling pathway. Gene Ontology annotation, molecular function: G protein-coupled receptor activity. The record is from RefSeq and is a predicted model, not a curated record. The transcript is spliced from 2 exons. Gene Ontology annotation, cellular component: plasma membrane. Lineage: Eukaryota; Metazoa; Mollusca; Gastropoda; Patellidae. Bases 75 to 1214 code for a protein of 379 amino acids.
CAUACGCGCGCGUGGUGUGCUGUAUAGAUGGAUGCGACUCUUUAACAUGUAGAUUCAACCGACAAGGUAAUAAAAUGGCGGAUGUUACUGUCAGCUACAACAUCCAGGCAGAUGAUGAAGUCAUUACAGAACAAACGUCCUUGUCGUUUAACGAUUCUGGAUUCUACCGUGAUAUGUCGGACCAGAGAGCCUUGCUGUACGCAGUUACACUGACAAGGAAUAUAUUCGUACCCACAAAUGUGUUAGUUGGACUAAUGGGCAAUUUUCUGGCUCUGGCUGUUUUCACUGCCAGUCAUCAACGCCAUCUUUCUUCUAGUGGAUAUCUCGCAGCCUUGGCAUGCGCAGACAAUUUAUUCCUGGUCUCACUGUUUGUCACCUGGCUUGAUGGGAUUCGUCCAAUACUAAUGUCGGAUGGUUCUUGUAGGGUUAUAAUAUUUAUAACAUAUAUUUCCAGUUUUUUGUCAGUUUGGUACGUUGUCUGUUUUACUAGUGAACGAUAUAUAGCCAUAUGUCAUUCUUUAAGGGCGCCAAUGAUUCUGGGCAAACUUUCGGAGAAAGUGGUGGUGAUUGUCCUUGUCAUAUUAGCAUGUCUUCUGUAUAAUUUUGCCCUAUGGACAACGAGUGUUGCACAAUAUCGAGGACGGCCAAUCUGUAUUUCUGACGAUACAUAUUUUGAGUUGAUGAACAUAGUGACAUGGAUAGACACGGCAAUAACAAUGAUAAUACCAUUCUUAUUGAUUCUGUUCAUGAAUUUAAGAAUUGUAUGGUGUGUAUUUAUGUACCAGAAUAAGAGGCGGAGUAUUCUACAGACACACACAACGGCCGUAAAGAAUACGUCCCAGAUGAGAAUUACGCGGACCUUAUUGUUGGUCUCCACAACGUUCUUAGUCCUAAACCUCCCCAGUCACGUCAUACGUCUUGAACAGUUGAUCAUCUCGCACCGCGGACCAGUUCCUUUAUAUAAAAUGCUUAUUCAAGAACUCACUCAACUUAUCUACUAUUCAACGUUCAGUGUUAACUUUUUCCUCUAUGCCAUAUAUGGUAAACAUUUCAAACGAUCUUUGAAAAUCAUGCUCAACAACUUAUGUCGACGUAAGCAGCCGCGUGGUUCCGAAUGGUCUCGUUCUGAUUAUAAUCGGACGUCGCUAACGUCAAUGCAUAUGAUACAGAGGAACACUAAUGGAAGUAUGUCCAAGAACUACAAUGACUUGUAACAAUAAUAUGUGUCAUCUACAUAUUGUUAGAAUCGGCUUUAAUUUAGUUCAUUUGUCUAUCUGAGUCUCGAAUGUUCAAAUACCAGUUGCUGCUCUAUAUUUGUCAGAUAUUUUGGGUAGGAUGCAUUGCUCAUAUUAAACAUGCAUAAGAAAGCGGAAUAUGUUUCAGGGUAUGGGCUCCAUGAUAUACUGAUGACAACCACGCGUAUUGAUAAUAAAACAAUAUAUACACACCAGUCAUGUGUAACGGUUCUUAUUAAUUAACAAUAAAAUUUGCCACAGAAUCUCAAUCUUUGUCCAUAUUUAUCGCUAUGCUAGUAGAACAGUAGGACGUUUAACCCCAUUUCUUUUCUUUUUAUAACCAUGCUUAUGGUGGGGUAUUUCCGCACUCGACAAACCAUCACGCGAAUUGUUACGAGAAAUGGGUAUGGCGUGCUAUUAGUAUUUUACUCAAAUAAUGGAUGCCAACGAGAUUUCCGAGCAAUCCUUCGUGUGUUUUGACUUAUAAUCAAAGGUGUGCUGGGUGGGUAGGAAGGGUAGAUCGAAUAAACUAGACAGCAAUGCGGAGGCAGUUCAAGAUUCAAGCUUUUACCCUUUCUCGAUUUCCAACUUAGUUACAAAAUAAAGCCAAGGCUAUACCUCAGAUAUAUGUCAAAUCGUCUCUUAUCAUGUGUCAUAGAACCAAACAUUUAUUGGCACCAGAGGGAAAGACAGCCCCACGUCCAUUAAAGUGCCCUAAGCUUGGUCUGCCUACCCUUCUUCGAUGGCCCCAGCACGCCAUUGGCCAUAAUACUAUUUUUUUUUAGCGAAAACUGUUUCCGACAAAUGUUUCUUUUAAAUCAUUCAUUGAUGUUCUAACAUUUCAAGCAGUUUAGUUAUAUCACUCAUUUAUUUUGAUAAAACUAGCAUGGAAAAUUCACCGGAGAAUGAUCAGCAGUACCCAGAAAGGGUUCACUGGACAAGAAAAUAAUUACUUGUUUUAAAGGCAAAAGUUGGCGAAUGUGGGUGAAUAAACUUUGCAUGUGAGAUUCAGAAUCUUGCAUUUCCCAAAGAACGUGGGGCCGCGAUAGUCGGAUUUUAGGGAACACGGUCAGUACAUCUAGAAUAUCCUUGAAUGCCGGUGAUAAACUGUGGCUCAGUGGUAGGGUGACCCCUGCACCGUACAGAAAGUUGGUCUCGACACGGCGAAUGCACACGCUUCAGUGGCUUAUCUUGAAGUGAUUUCUCGCAUACACUACGCACUAUGAUAACACUCAGCGGAAGAGUCUAUGAUACUAUAAAUAGCCAUCGCACGUGCAAUUCUCUACACAUCUAUCGACUAUUACAGCCGUAAAAAAAAUCUAUUCUGAAUAGCAGUAAUAUUUAGCUUAUUGGUUAUUACAGCAGCUUUAGAAAUUACGUUCGUUUUAUUUUUUUUUUAUUGCUUUAUCAUUAACUGUACCAUUAGGAGCGGCAUCUUUUGGUUUAGUACAAAUAAUACCUCUGAAAUACUUGCGUUGGGCAAGAACAUGAUACUAGCAGUAGUUUCAUUUUACUUUUACAAGGUUCUUAAAACAAUUGUUGAGUUGCCCAACGUGCGUGUUUCUAAAUUCAAUUUAUUGUUCCGUUAUGCUUUCUGUUAUGUGUUCCAGCUUUCUGUUAUGUUUCGUAAAAAAGUAGUGUUGAUUAUCCCGGCCUGUUAAUCAAACGUAGCAUGGUCGGUAAACAGGUUAAGCGAGACUACAUUCAAAACAAGGGCAGGAACCUAUUUUCAACUCACAUGUACUCGGAUGUUAUGGCCGACAACCGGAACCAUCUUUCAGUGUAUUAUUUAUGGAUGAUUAAAUGGUCAUAGCUUAUUUAGUGACUAUAAAUGUUUGAAGCUGAUUUAAGGCUUGGUGUAUAUAUAGAUAUUGUGGUGUAAUUGUCGAGAUAUUUAUUUAUGGUGGGGCACCCUACUGUUAGUGGUUUGUUCCUGGUGUUGGCCGAGAAGGUUCCUCGGUAUACAUCGAGUGAGAUGCAAAUCCAAGGUCCCGUGCAUGUUGCCGUGCACGAAAAAGAACCAUUGACAGUUGGAAUUCGACAAAGAGUAAUCGGAAACACUGUUGUGUAGGUUAAAUUUCCCUCAUAGCACACUAUACGUUAUAUCCCGUUUGGUGCAGAAAAGUGGGAUGUUAAACCCAUUUCAUGUCACAUCUUUGAGAAAGCAUAGCUGCGCUGCUGACACCAAACCAGCUUUAUUACCUUGUAUAUGAAA